This is a messenger RNA of Trypanosoma rangeli, 924 nucleotides long. RefSeq lists its product as uncharacterized. The coding region runs from base 1 to 924 and encodes 307 amino acids. NCBI's taxonomy places the organism in Eukaryota, Euglenozoa, Kinetoplastea, Trypanosomatida, Trypanosomatidae. The transcript has a single exon. The record is from RefSeq and is a predicted model, not a curated record.
AUGAGGAGCCGCUCGCAGCUAUUCACAGCACAGGGUGUGGUUUGGCUCGGAAGUUUGUGCGUGCAGCGAGCCUCACCAACCAGGAGGGAAGGCCCUCUACAGGAUCUCAAGGACAAGCUGAACAGUGGCGGAAGCCUUGUUCUCAACUCAAGCGGCACGAAGAGGCACAAGAGCCUGCCGUCCGCCGUGCCCCAUGCCGACGUUUUUUUGCGCUCGUCCUUGCAAAAGAUUGGGUUCUAUGGGAUUGCGCUGUGCGAGGUGGAAUCAACAGGGGCGCGGUUAAACGAGCUUGUUGGUGUCCUAAGUGGCUGGUGUGGGAUCUACGGCUAUGCUUUGCCCCCGCAGGUCGGCAGCCCAAAUACGCUGGGCGAGCGGGCACCCACGCGAGGCUUCGAAGGGGGGCACGAGCGGUGGAAUGAACACCCUCCGAAGGGCUCCGCGGCAGGUUGGGCAAGUGCUGUGGCGGAAACAGUCGCUGCAGCUGGAGAGGACGGGGCUUUCUGUAUGUGCGUGAGGAGAGGGGUUUGCGGAGGAUGGGCUUCUUCCGUUGGUCAUUGCCAACCCCGUGAGCGAGGCCUUAUACUGUUCGGAGCUGCCUGUGCGCGAACCGCUGGUGGGGGCGUCCCCCCUCAUUUCUGCCUGUGGUGUGAAGUACUUCUUGUGUGGGACGGGAACGAGGGCACCGACGCACGGUGUGCGAAAAGUGGUACUAGUGAUGAGAAGGAAUACAAAAUAUUCUACUCACCUGCACUCUGUUUGACUGCCUGUUUUUCUGUUUUGUUUUGUUUUGAUUUCGGUGUUGUUGUUUUUGGUUUCUGGUGGAGAGGGACCUCGGCGACGUCGUCAUGGCACGGGACGGUGAUGAGUAGGGCGUCGCGAAGUGGGCGAGACGCGCGUGUCGCAUGUCCACGACGAAGCCUGUGA